Oryza sativa Japonica Group (Japanese rice) is the source of this 2452-nucleotide messenger RNA. Its product is annotated as protein OSB2, chloroplastic. The record is from RefSeq and is a predicted model, not a curated record. Gene Ontology annotation, cellular component: mitochondrial nucleoid. Lineage: Eukaryota; Viridiplantae; Streptophyta; Magnoliopsida; Poales; Poaceae. Gene Ontology annotation, molecular function: single-stranded DNA binding. Gene Ontology annotation, biological process: positive regulation of helicase activity; mitochondrial DNA replication.
ACACCUCCUCCUCCAAUUCACAGCUUCACAUCACACCUCGUCUCCUUCCCCACUUCUCUCCUCCUCCUCCGCUUCUAGGGUUUAGGGUUUUUGCCGGCCACCAUGCGCCACCUCGCCCGCCUCCUCAACAACCGCAUCCUCCUCCCCGCCUCCUCCUCACCCGCGGCCGCCUUCUCCAAGCGUACCUACGCCCGCCGCACCAAGCCGGCUCCGCCGACCGCCGAUGCGGCCGCCCCCGCCGCGGUGGAGGGGGAGGGGGAGGAGGAGAGGGGGCCGGGCUGGCAGAGGGAGAAGCUCCCCGCCGAGAUCCCCCGGCCGUCCACCAUCGCGUUCCAGCCGCGCGUCGCCAACGCCGUGCGCCUCGUCGGCACCGUCGGCGCGCCCGUGCAGCUGCAGCGGUUGCCCGACGGCCGGUUCUCCGCCGUCUCGGUGCUCGUGCAGGACCGCCACGCUGAUUACCCCAAGUUCUGGAUUCCCAUAAUAUUCCAAGAUGACUUGGCACAAGUUGCCGCGUCUCACUUGCAAGAGAAGGACCAUAUAUAUGUGUCUGGGCAACUAACUGGAGAUAUCCCACCGACCAAACUUAUGGAUGGCCAAGCAAACAUUCAGGUUUUAGCCCAAAUGCUAUCAUUUGUUGGUGGUAAAGCAGUUCAAGCAGAUAGCAUGGUGGAUGAAGAGGAGGGAUUUAUGCAGAUUGUUGAGGCUGAAAAGAAAGUUGAAACUAAAAAAUUCAUCCCUAAAUAUCCACCACGCACAGUUUCAGGUUACAGAAACAAGGAUAAGCUAAACAAACUCUGGAAUGAUGUUGUGGCUAAUCCUCAAGACUGGACUGAUAACCGACCUCAGAAGAAAAAUGGAUCUAUAAAUGCGAAGUAUCCUGACUUCAAAAACAAUGUAUCAAAAGAGGCACUUUGGCUUGACACUGCACCAAAAGCAGUGCUGGAAAAGUUGGAUGAUUUAGUAUUCAGUAGUGAUUUCAGUGCUGCAAAAAAAUACAGGCCUUUUGGUGGUGACAAGGGCAAUGGUACAAACUGGGCAAAGAAGAGUCAAGAUUCUUCUUCUAUCUCAAAACAAAAACAAGGGGAGUUGUGGCAAGAUCUGGUGGACAAUCCUGGAAAAUGGUGGGAUAACCGAUCAGAUAAGCCUUCAAUAAAAUAUCCUGAUUUCAAGCACAAGGAAAAUGGCACGCCUCUGUGGAUUGGAUCCCAGACACCUAAAUGGGCUAUAGAUGCGCUUCCACCGGCAAAACCAUCCAAGGCACCUUUUAAGCAAGAGACCUUCCUCUCAUGAUUUGUAAGAGAUCUGAUCAGUGAAUCAGGAAUGAUCUUAUCAUUGGAAAUGGACGGCAUCGACAACCCUGAUGUUCAUCUUAGCACUUACUGCAAAGAAGAUCUCUGCUACUACCUCUUAGAUGCUGGUAAUGAUGGUCUCUGUUACUGUACUGGAAAUCAGACAACCAAGUCCGGUGCUCUACUUGUAGUAGUAUCAUUGGUCACCUUAGUAGCUAACCGUCGCUGGAGUUCUUAACAUUCCAUUGGAGAGCGAAGCUCGAGGGGUGAUGCAUCAAAAUGUCGCUGUUGGAUGACCCGCCAAGCAAGGCUAUACAUGGCCCGUAUGAGAUGUCAACUUCUAAAGACAGAAGUGUAGUUAUCAAGUGCAACCAUCACUGAUUGGUGUGCGAACAUCUUAUCUCUGGAGAUGACCCAUUAUUCUCAGGACAAUCACACCAAAGAAGUGGAGAAGAGCCCUGGCCCCUAAGAGGAGUAGAUGCUACCACUCCCAGUUGAAGAGUAUCUUGAAAAGACAAGACCCAAAAUGCAGCCCCCUCCGUUGCUUUCCAAGGCCCUUUCGGAGGCUACAGGCCCCCACCCCCCACCCACUCACACAACACAACUGCUUGUGUCCCCUUAGUGCAGCCGUUGACCCAAAGGCCCUUCUUCCUCCCCUCCAUUCCCAUCAUUGGCUCAUUGCUUAUCAAAACCUCUCAUCCAUCCAAACCUCACCUCCAAAUGCUUGUAUCUUCGCUGGGACACCUCCACUUUUCAUCCCUUAAAUGGUCUCUCUCCCUCUCCCAUGGUGUGUGUGUGUGAUGAGCUUUGCUUUGCUGCUCCUUUUUGAAGGAUUCCAGUGUCUAAUCCAUAUCUUCGCCGAUAGAUGCACAAUCCUUUCUUUUUGGGGGGAAUGCAGCAUUGGUGCUUCAACUUUAGUGAGUUUGCAAAUCAAAACGUUCACUUUGGAGUGUCACUAUAAUUCCUUGAUGUUAUGAUUUCGAUAUCUUGGCGAUAUUUGGUGUGAUUAGGUUAUAAUUGCACAGAUUCAGUAAUCUUUUAAAGGAAAAGGAAGUCCUUGAAACCGUCUUACUAAAAGCCAAAGGGAGUGGUCCACGCCGACUUGUUAUCAUAGGAUUAUAACAUUGAUGUUGAUUAGUCAUAGAUCCACAUUUAUCAAUUUU